CGCAUACUUCCGGGUGCUUCACUGCCUGGCCCCUCCCACCCUAACUUUCAAUCUCGCGAGAUUUCACGAAUAGGUCAGUGUCGGAUUCCAGUGGAUAGAGGGAAGAGGGUGAGAGAGGGGCGCUUGGUUACGUUUCAAGUACGCUGAAAAACAUGGGGGACGAUCGGCCUUUUGUGUGCACUGCCCCAGGCUGUGGACAGAGGUUCACCAAUGAGGACCACCUCGCCGUCCACAAACACAAGCACGAGAUGACCCUGAAGUUCGGACCCGCCCGGACCGACUCAGUCAUCAUAGCAGGCGAGUCGCCCACGCCCACCCGCUUCCUGAAGAACUGCGAGGAGGUGGGCCUCUUCAGCGAGCUGGCCAGCUCCUUCGAGCAGGAGUUCCGCAAGGAGGACGAUGACAACAACAACAACAGCAGCAGGACGGCCAAAAACUCGUCUUCGGCCGUGCAGACUCCCUCUGACGUCAGGGUGAAGCGGGAGGCGUCGGUGGAGCUGGACUCCUCCCCUCCGAACAGCCCCAACUCCGUCUCCAGCAUGUCCGACUCGGAGAGCAGCGAGCCCACGCAGGUCCCCCAGCCGCCGCCCGCGCUCAGCUCGGCGCCCACGCCCACCAUCGUGCGGCCCGGCUCCCUGCCCCUCCACCUGGGCUACGACCCCCUGCACCCCACCCUGCCCUCGCCCACGUCCGUCAUCACGCAAGCCCCGCCCUCCAACCGCCAGCUGGGGUCCCCCACGGGCCCAUACCCAAUGAUGAUGCACCUCCCCAACGGUCAGGCCGUCCCUCUCCUGCCCAGCCCGGGCCAGAUGGCUUCAGUCAUAUCACUCGCUCGUCCGCUCUGCAUGGUGCCCAACGUUCCCGGCAUCCCCGGCCCCCCGCUGGGCGGAGUCAGCAGCGGCUCCUCCUCCCCCUCCGGAUACAGCGCUCACUCCGACGCCAAGAUGAGGCUGAAGGCGGCGCUGUCCCAGCAGGCCGCGGGCGUUCUGAACGGCGCCGGCGGCGGUGGCGGUAUGGCGGUGGGCUCCAGCCCCAUGGUCUCCCAGAGGCAGGAGCAGGGCCAGCUGCUCUCCCAGCACCCAGACACGCCCUCCCCCGCGCAGCCCCAGGUGUCCCCGGCCCAGCCCACCGGGGGGCGGCGGCGGCGGGCGGCGGAGGACGACCCGGACGAGCGGCGGCAGCGCUUCCUGGAGAGGAACCGGGCGGCCGCCUCGCGGUGCCGGCAGAAGCGCAAGGUGUGGGUCGGCGCUCUGGAGAAGAAGGCCGAGGAGCUCACCUCCAUGAACGUCAAUCUGUCCAACGAAGUGUCCCUGCUGCGGAAUGAGGUGACCCACCUGAAACAGCUGCUGCUGGCCCACAAGGACUGCCCCGUGACCGCUUUACAGAAGAAGGCCGCGUACCUAGGAGAGGAGAGCCCCAAAGACCCGACGGAGCCCAAGGGGUCCCCGGCCCCCGUCAUCCAGCACAGCUCCCAGGCCCCCAGCCCCGCAGGACGGGCCAACGGGCUGAGCCAGCGCGCCCCCGCCGAGGUGGUGGCCAUGUCCGUGCUGGCCGGGAUGGGCGGGCAGCGGUCCGAGGGGGGCGGGGCCUCCCAGGUCAUCGUGGCGCCGCAGUCGCAGCCCUCCACCAGAUGAUGCCGGGGGGGCGCCCCCGUGGAACUACUUUUAAAAAAAUAAAAUAAAAUGAAAUAAAAAUGACUCGCCGGAGGGGGUGGCGGGACGGACGCUGCGAGAAGGAGGCGGGGUUUCCCUGCGACCGGGCCCCGCCUCGUCUUUUAGGCGUCCGACCCCUGCUCCCACGCUCCCGACCCUCUUUGGCUUCCAGAUUCGCGGGAGUGUCGAACUGAACUGAGAAUCGAGAAAUUCCUUUUCACCAUGCCAUUGACUAUGUGGGCUGUACUAUUACCCCCCCUCCCUCUCAUCCCCCCCCCUCCCCAAGCGGUCCUCCUGACCCAACUACGACCCCUGAUACCCAACCUCACGAUGACUGCAUCCUCUGUCCCAGCAAUGUACUCUGAUACGCGCACGCACGCACACGCCUGUGGGUAGCAGACGACUGUAUCGUUUUUUUUUUCGUUUUUUUUUUUUUGUCCUGUUAGUUUUGACUGUUAGACGAGCAGCGUUCGAUUUCCUACGUCAGCAAGCCCUCCCCCACGGAAACGCGAUUUUGGGAAUGGCUUUUGGAAACGUGGUUUUGGGAAUGGUUUUGGAAACGAUGGUGGUGUUCAAAGCUUUCGUUUCCUAAGAUCCUUCAAAAGAAUGUCCGGCCGAGAUGAACAGACGAGUGAAAAAACAGUCCUUUCUUGUGACGCAGUUAAAAACCAUAUCCAUUGUUUCAUAUCGGCACCCUCAGUGUGUGUGUAUGCAUGUAUGUGCAUAUAUAUACACGGAUAUACAUAUAUACAGUACACACAUGCAUACAUACAUGUGUUUAUGUAAAGAUCAGUAUAUACCACUAUAUGCAGAUGCAGUCAGAUGCACUAAUGCCUGGUUUUUUUAAACAUGCUUUACUUUUUAGCUUAUUAACAGUUGGGAGUUCCUAUGUGUGAAUGUAGCUGUGUGUUUAGAGGCUAAUUUUUGGUUUUAUAUAAAAUUGCACGGCCAUGACAUCACUGUCAUCAGUGCUAUUAAACUGAUACAGUUCCCUUUAGGUUUUAAUUGGCUAAAAUUGCAUGGCAGGAGCAUCCAUUUAUUUCAGGGGUGAUCCCAUUUCUGGAAACAUUUUUUAUCCCUCUUGGACUGAACGUGAAACGUCUACUUAGGCGUCGCUACUGCAAGUGUCGGUAGUUGCAAAGCUGGAAGGGUUGGAAUCUUCUAGAAUCUGGUGUGUUCUGUCUCGUAACGAUGUGGACCUGAAGCAGAGGGGUCGAGUUAGCUCUCCAGUGCCAGUGAGGCUUGAUCAACAGGUGCUGGGGUUGGGAUGAAAACCAAGCAGGUGCCUCUCCUUCAGGGAGGUAGUUCUUGUGCUGCUGCUCUGAUCCUGUCCUCGUUUCAUUGGAUUUGCAGCAGAUUUGCCGCACAGCGCACGGCUAUGUUCUCUGUUUUUUGGCCCGGUAACAUUAGUGCUUUUGUCUUUUGGGUAGGAGUACCCAACUUUAGUCCCUGUAACAUUCGUGCUUUUGUCUUUUGGGUAGGAGUACCCAACUUUAGUCCGAGCUGGCCGCCGGGUAUGCUUGUUUCUGUUGUCGCUCGGCACAGAACCAGUCGACUAAAGAAGGUUAUUAGACAUUUCACUCGCUUUGCCCUGUUUCUUGGGUCAGGAUUCAAGGAGGACAACAGCAGGCCCUGCAGAUAUCCAGGACCAGGGUUUGGGACCCAUUUCGUUGGGCCUGUGUGUCCAGCUUUGGCCUCUUGUGAGCUGCUUAUCCCUCCCUUCUAUUCUUCUGACUAUUGCCGUUUAUAGCAUAAAGCCGAUUCACAAAUCUCCCCGCCAUUUUAAGGAUAGGUAGCAUUAGGUAGGAAAUUGUAUUAUUUUGAAAACUUGAGUUCAAGGGAGGCUUAGGGGGGUUUGUGACAUCACUGCCUGUUGUCACCCCAUUUCCUGUGGCAUCUUGUGUAUUAUUUAUUGGGGUGAGUGACUGUGUAACUGGGGGGGGGGGGGGGAGGGGGGGUUCCCUUGUUUCAGUGGCUCAUUCUCGAUAUCAUUAGAUCACUGAGCUAAAGACCAAGGUACCUAGCCAAGGGAACCAAUCGCGCACUUGUUUUUGCUCACAGGUAAUUACUUGAGCUUCUGCUGCAAACUAUCAUUCGUGCCUCUAAACUGAAACCUUCGCUUCAUUUUGCAUAUAUGCCUACUUAGCUGCUAGCUGCAUUAUGAUGGUAGCUUGCAUUUUAGCUGACUUACCUUAGCUCAUCUGGCUAGUGUUGGAUAGUAACACCUGUACGUUAGAUUGUUGAAAUAUUAACUCAUUAAAUUUCAUUGUAAAAAAAAAUUAUCAAUUACAUUUUAAAUCUUAGCAGACAUUUCAUUUUAUAUACUGUAUCUGCGAUUACAUUAUGACAGUUUAGCUACACAUUUACAUACAUAUUUCUUAAUUUGAAAUCUUUUUAAAAACAGAUUCCCCAUGUGUUGACAUUGUUGGAAUUUUCAAGCCAGUCUUUUCUCACUUUGCGAAGCAGACUGUUUGAAAUACCAUGAUGGCUAGUUGGUAAAUUAUAUACAAAGAUUAGCUGACCUCAAUAGUUUGUACUACAUAAAAAAUAGAAUGUUUGGUAUAUGCAGGCUACCUGUAUUGCCUUACUAACUAGCUAAUACCAUUUUAUCUUGCGGGUCCUGGAACUUGCAGGGCUAGCUAGCUUGCUAACCUACAUAGUUUGAGUUUGCUUGCUAGCAUAUUCAGAAGAUAUAAUCUGUUGAAGCAUUAGCUAGGACGCUAACUACUCACAGACUAGCCAUCCUCCCUUUGAGGUAGCUGAUGUGCUUUUUAGCCAGCUGUCCGUCUUUUUAGCAUUGCAGUUUAUUCUCUGUAAUUCUGCAUUAGUACACACAGUUUAAGCCAUCUAGCAGUACUCCAGGGGUACUGCUGUGAAUAAAUGUGACUCAUUCAUUCUAUACCAGUGUUCAAUUUAAAUUUUAAAGAAAAAUGGUCAUUGCUUUUUUUUUUAUAUACUUAAACUAAAAUUGUGCUUCUCAACAAUGACAAAAGAAUUACAGAAAUGUCUGGCCUUGACUAUUUGGCCAACUUUUAAUCAAGGUGCAUGUUGUGUUAGUCUACAUGACCCAGUUAGGUUAGGUAUUACUAUAGCUUUCUUGCUAGCUAUCUACUAUAACUAUGCUUCCUGUUGUGCAGGCUUGUCAAGUGUAGCCUACUCGGAAAAACCUUUUAAAUUUAGAGUACAAAAAUGCUGUGAAAGGUCCUCUUACAUAUGUUUAAUACAAAUUAACGUGCACCCAGUUCAAUUUUUUUAUUUUUUAUCUUUUUAUUUUUUACACAAAAUCUCCCAGCAGCCUCCCUGAAUUGCUGGAUGAAUCACAGAAAGGCAGAUUAACUUUUUUUUUUUAACCUGGAAAAUGUCAGACCUAGGCAAGGUGUAAUCAACGCUUAACGAAUGUUUGUGAUCAAAUGCAUGUUAGCCCUCAUUGUACAUGUUUGUGUGGUACAUGUAGUAUGUCAUGUAAAUGUAUCAAAAGAGUGCCUGUGCCUCUCGACAUUGAGAGGAGGAAAUCUAAUUAACUGAGACAUGGUUUGGCGAUGCUUGCCAGUUAGGCCAGGUGUAACUGAAUGGGUUUGCUCAGCUGUAUACAGGUGUAUAUGUACUUAUGUACUUACAGGGUACUGUCAGUAAGGAGAGGGUCUGUGUGGAGUUGUUAAUGUCCUGUGAAAAACCGAGCCUUCGGCUGCUAUGAAACAUGUUACAGGUUGCGUGCAGGGAUCCAUCCCUGCUGUUUGCCUGCACGGAACAGUCUAUAGCAGUGGUCUCCAACCCUGGUCCUGGAGGGCUACAGGGUCUGCUGGUUUUUGUUUUCACCUUAAAAUCAGCACCCACCUGAGACCCAAAACACCAGGUGAGCUGAGUUAACUGUGUAAUCAACUGCUCUAAUUUAUUCAUGAAGUGCAGAGUCACUAUGAAAACCAGCAGACCCUGUAGCUCUCCAGGACCAGGGUUGGAGACCACUGGUCUAUAGUCUAGUCUUCUGUCCUUCUGUGCUGUUGGAGGAAUAUGUAAUCAGUUUGUCAAAUUUUACUGCCCCAUGGAUCUUGGGGCUCCACGUCUCUGCGUGUUCUCUCCUGGUUUGAUUCGAAUGUUUGUCCAUUAGCCCUGAUUUGCUUGAUGUUGCCUUUAUAACACUAUUUCUACCUUUUUCACACGCAAAGACACUCAUGCACACACCGUAACGUCCUGCGUAGGUAUAAAAGAAGCUCAAUCUGCCUAAGAAAGUCCUACUUGAACUAGUACCCAUUAGGACUCCCAAGUUUAUUUCUGUAGUUUAUUUUUAAGCCGCAAAUAAUUUGUUUCGUUUAAUUUUGUUGGUACAUGUAGACAGAACCAUCGUGAGGAAAGGCAUACAAUAAGAAAAAAAAAAUACUACAUUUGUAUAGGCCUCUGAAAGAUUGGAAAACUACCCUCUCAUUAAAUUGUGAUUUUCCUUCAUGCAUCCACUGGGAACUUUAAACUUCCUUGGUUUCACUGCCGGCUUAACUAGACUGUGAUGUCAUCCCUCCCCCUGUGACACACCUGUACUGGACUGGACUGAGGAGGAGGAGGAUGAGGAAGGCCCACAGACACGCUUCCGUUGAGGAUCACCCCCCCCCCCCCCCCAUAACAGUCUGUGUCCAAGCACUGCUCAGAAAUAUAACAUGGACUUCGUUUUUUAUUCAUCACCCAUUACGAGCAUCUUCACAUCAUGUGUUGUGGUCGACACACAUUGUGGCCACUGUAUAGAUGGCACCAGAAGUAGUCUGGAAUGCGGUGGCAUAUCUCGACUUUGUCGACGUUUGUCCAGGACCUUGCUUCCGGAAGGUUCUUUCCCCGGCAACUCGGCUUCAGAGUAUAACCAGUGGAGCCCCCAUUGUGCCUGUACCUUGAUGGCAUUCCCUCGAGUAAGCCAGUUAAAUGCAAAACAAUGAAUAUUCCUUAUUCAGCUUUUCAAGUUCGUAAUAGUCAUUGACUUUUUAAAAUCUUUGUUCUUGAAUAGCUAUUGUUAGAACAAUGGAAAUACCAUGUUUUAUUAACGCUUCACUUGUAUGUUUUUGGCUGUAAUUAAUUUUUUUUUUUGUUUGUUUUUUUUUUCAUUUCGGGAGGGCAUCCACUUUCUUCCUUAAGAUUGUUCUAGUUUCCUAAUAUAUUAAAAUGUGACUGAAAACGGG
Messenger RNA from Anguilla rostrata (American eel), 6808 nucleotides. RefSeq names its product cyclic AMP-dependent transcription factor ATF-7-like. Gene Ontology annotation, molecular function: DNA-binding transcription factor activity, RNA polymerase II-specific; cAMP response element binding. Bases 153 to 1634 code for a protein of 493 amino acids. The transcript is spliced from 12 exons. The record is from RefSeq and is a predicted model, not a curated record. NCBI's taxonomy places the organism in Eukaryota, Metazoa, Chordata, Actinopteri, Anguilliformes, Anguillidae. Gene Ontology annotation, biological process: regulation of transcription by RNA polymerase II.